CGGAUUGGUGCGCGGCGCCGGCCCCCUCGGAGCGCGGCCGCCAUCGGGGCUAUUUGACGUGUCGGUGGGGCCGGGGAAGGGUUUCGUCUCGCCGGGGCCGCCGCCGCCGCCGCUCCGCCGCCCGCUCGGCCCGGCCCGGCCCCGCGGAGCCCGGCGCUCCCCCCCCCCUUUUCCCCCCCGCUGCCCGCCCCCAAAUGAGCGGUGCCCCCGGCGGGCCCCGGCCGAGCCCCCCGCCGAGCCGCGGAGCUGCGGGCGCCCCGUCGCCCCGGCCGCCCCCCGCCGACCCGCUGCGCCAGGCCAGCCGGCUGCCCAUCCGCGUCCUGAAGAUGCUCAGCGCUCACGGCGGCCACCUCCUGCACCCCGAGUACCUCCAGCCGCUCUCCUCCACGCCCGUCAGCCCCAUCGAGCUGGACGCCAAGAAGAGCCCGCUGGCGCUGCUGGCCCAGACCUGCUCGCAGAUCGGCAAACCCGACCCGCCGCCCUCCUCCAAGCUGAACGCCGUGGCCUCCGCCGGGCAGCCCGCCGCCGAGAAGGAGCCCAGCGCCCGCCCCGCCGCCCUGAAGCCGCCGGGCAGCGGGGACGCGCCGCCCGAGGACAAGUCGAGCUUCAAGCCCUACUCGAAGGGCGGCGGGGAGCAGCGCAAAGAGGGCGGCGCGGACAAGGCCGGCUUUCGGGUGCCCAGCGCCGCUUGCCCGCCGUUCCCCCCGCACGCCGCCGCCUCGCCCGGCGGCUCCCGCGGGGCCUCGCCGCAGCACGCCGACCCCAAGGGCAGCGAGGAGAAGAAGGAGCCCGAAGCGGGCAAACCCAGCCCCGAGGGGACGGGCGGGGGGCUGGGGCGCGGGGCGGCGGAGCCCGGGGCGCACGGCGAGCCCCCUUCGGGCCGCAAGUCGGAACCCCCCGCCCUGCCGCCUGCCGGCCAUGUGGCUCCCGUCUCUCCCUACAAGCCGGGGCACUCCGUCUUCCCUUUGCCACCCUCCAGCAUCGGCUACCACGGCUCCAUCGUCGGUGCCUACGCCGGUUACCCAUCCCAGUUCGUGCCCGGGCUGGACCCCACCAAGCCGGGCCUGGUGGGCAGCCAGCUGCCGGGGGCACUGGGGCUGCCGGGCAAGCCGCCGAGCUCCAGCCCGCUCACCGGGGCCUCGCCGCCCUCCUUCAUGCAGGGAUUAUGCCGGGACCCGUAUUGCCUGAGCUACCACAGCGCCUCGCACCUGAGCUCCAGCAACUGCUCCAGCUGCGUGCACGACCCCGGCAGCCUCAAGAGCGGAUACCCUUUGGUGUACCCCACGCACCCCCUGCACUCGGUGCACACCACGCUCUCCUCCGGCGGCACCCCCAGCCUGCCCGGCCACCCCCUCUACACCUACGGCUUCAUGCUGCAGAACGACCCCCUGCCCCACAUAUGCAACUGGGUGUCUGCCAGCGGACCCUGCGACAAGAGGUUUGCCACCUCGGAGGAGCUGCUCACUCACCUACGGACCCACACGGCUCUGCCAGGGGCGGAAAAACUCUUGGCGGGUUACCCUACCUCCGGGCUGGGCUCUGCGGCCUCCUGCCACCUCCACCUCCCGCCCGCUGCCCCCGGGAGCCCCAACACGUUACCGGCCUCCCUCUCCUUGAGGAGCCCACACACUUUGGGACUAAACAGGUACCAUCCCUACGGCAAGAGCCACUUGCCCACGGCCGGCGCCCUGCCUGUGCCCUCCUUGCCGGCCGCCGGACCUUACUACUCGCCAUACGCGCUCUACGGCCAAAGACUAACUUCAGCUUCUGCACUGGGAUAUCAGUAACUGCGGCGGCUCCUUCCCCCUGCGCCAGCCUCCUCCUCUUCCUCCUCCUCGCCCCAGGCCCUCCCUCCUCCUCGCUCCCUCCUUGGACUGUGUAUUUAUUUACUGUAUGUUAGCUUAAAGCUGGGAAUAUAAGUGCAUUAAUACACCAAUGAAUCGAUGGUAUGCAAAAAGUCUGUGUCAAAAAAAAAAAAAAAAACCCACAAAAAACUAAAAAAAAAAAAGAACGAAAAAAAAGACAAAAAAUACUAUUCUUUCCUUUGCAGGUGUGGGGCUUUGGGGGUUUUUCCUCUCGUUUCUUUUGAUUUUUCCCUCCCCCCCUUCCCUUUUAAUUUCUCCCCUCCCUGAGAAAUUCUUGCAUGACUCCUGACACACAAGGCAAAAGAAAAAGGCAUUUUCCUCCUCCCCCUCCAUGUUUUCUCAUUCUGGAUUCUGUUCCUCCUCGUUUGUAACGUUACAAAUGGCAUUUUUUUUCCCCCUCUUUUUUUUUUUUUUUUAAUUUUUAAUUUUUUCUUUUAAAUUUUUAUUAUUUUUCGGGCUGCGGCGGGCGGGCAAAGCCCCGUCUGCACCGACCCCCCCACCCCCCCUCCAUCCCCUCCCCGUCCCACGCCGCAGCUUCCCACCGUGGGGAAGAGGGGGGCAGGACCCCGGUUGUAACCCCCGGGGCAGCGGCGAAGAGCGGCGGCGGUGGGCAGGAGCGGGGCGCCCCGCGGCCGGAGCAGCGGGAGGGCGGCGAGCGUGGCGGGUGGAUGAGCUCCGGCUUGGUAAGUCUUAUUUUGUUAAUAAAUGACUCUUGGUUAUA
This is a messenger RNA of Strigops habroptila (Kakapo), 2586 nucleotides long. RefSeq names its product zinc finger protein 703 (gene ZNF703). NCBI's taxonomy places the organism in Eukaryota, Metazoa, Chordata, Aves, Psittaciformes, Psittacidae. Gene Ontology annotation, biological process: negative regulation of DNA-templated transcription. Gene Ontology annotation, cellular component: nucleus. The transcript has 2 exons. The record is from RefSeq and is a predicted model, not a curated record. Bases 195 to 1787 code for a protein of 530 amino acids.